UGACGUCAGCAGCAGACCAGCAAUAAGUAGAACUGUUGUGAUUGUAUUUUAAAUUUUGUGACUCACAUUUGUGUUUUCCAAAUUUUCACUUUAAACAAGUAUAUUAACAUCUGUGUCUAGCAAGUUUUGUUCUAGUUGCUUGGAGUGGGAUUAUUUAAUUUUACAACGUUUCGUUUGGUCGUCUAGGCUUGGACUCCCUUGUUUAAUAAAUUGCCACAGUAAAUAUUCGCAAUCAUGUCGCUAUAUCCAUCAUUGGAAGAUAUGAAAGUGGAUUGCAUGGCUCGGGCACAGCUGAGUCACCAGCAAGUUCCGCCCGCACAAGGAACCCCUCAUGUGGCUGCACUCCCCAGUGCUCCAGUCCAGGGUCAUGUUUAUCCAUCUUUAGGGGACUACAUGGGGUUAGAACUUUCCGCUGAUGUUAUAGCUCUGAACAUGCCAGAGUACCAAGUGCAAACUGUCCAACCAGGCACUUUGAUCCAACCUACUGGGACAGCCAACAGCCUAAUUGCUCCAUUGUCUUCUCAAUCCACAAACUUACAAAAAGCAAUUGUUUCCCAAGCUAUCAGGCCAGUGGUGCUAUGCAAAGACAGAGAUGGAAAAUGCGGGCUGAGAUUGCAUUCAGUGAACAGUGGGGUCUUUGUGUGCUAUGUUGCUGCUGGCAGCCCGGCGGCAUUGGCUGGCUUGAGAUUUGGAGAUCAAAUACUGGAGAUUAAUAACGUGUCUGUUGCGGGAAUGUCUAUGGAUCAGUGUCAUGGACUCUUGAAGAAGGCUCCAGCUAAUGGAAUUAGCAUGGCUGUCAGAGACAGACCCUUUGAGAGAACAGUAACUCUGCACAAAGAUUCCCUUGGUCAUGUUGGUUUCCAUUUUAAAGAUGGCAAGAUAGUUGGUCUUGUCAAGGACUCAUCGGCUGCUCGUAAUGGCUUAUUGACUGAUCACCAGAUCCUGGAAAUAAACACUAUUAAUGUAGUGGGCAUGAAAGAUAAGGAGAUAUCUAAAGUGAUUGACAACAGUCCGACAGUUGUAAACAUCACUAUUAUUCCAUCAUAUAUAUAUCAACAUAUGAUAAGCAAAAUGUCAUCUUCUCUCUUUAAGGAACUUGACCGUACACCAGCUGCUUAAAUAAACUAGGCUACUUUGAGGAUUUAAAAACUGAUUGCUCUGAAUAAUCUCACUUGAAAUUAAUUUGGCACUACACAUUACUCGUAUGUUUUACAGAGUACCUUUGUUCUUCAUAGUAACCACAUGGGUUUUUCCUCAAUAAAGAAAUUAAUUGUGCAAUGAUAGUUAAAAUUAAGACAGCGAGUAUUGUAAUUGUUUUUAAUGUAAUGUAAGGAUUAUGAUUUAAUAGAAAUUUUUUGGCAGACAAAUUCAAAAAACAUAUCUAGUCUUGUCGUUUGUCUGUGUGCAAGUGGGAUUGGUUUAUAAGAAAUGUGAAUUAUGCACCAUAAUAAGACCUGUCAUAUAUACAGUCAUUGCAUGAACUUAUUUUUAUUUUAUAUCAUUUUGUGUUGUCUCUGUGAUAACAAAAAGUGUUAUUGUAUCCCAAGUACUAUGUAUAAUAUAAUAUCAAUAGUCCUAUCAGUUUUUCUCCUUUGAGUUAUAUGCAACUAAAGUUAUUUAGUUGAGAACAACCUAUACCUAUUGGGGUAGAAUUGUUUCCUCCAGUCCAUUACCACAAUAGAUUAAAAUAAAUAGUUAAAAAAGGCUGUGAAGUUUAAGGAUUCACCAAUUUUCUUGUAAUUGGCUUUUAAAUUAAAUAUACCAAAAAUUUUCAUGCCAUAAAUUAUACCUUGUCACAUUUAAGCAGUCCAAAAGUGUUUAGUCACAUUAUUGAAGUAUGAACUAAAAGCGACAUGACUCAUGAGACUGAUUUUUAGGUCAGGUGUGAGUUGGUUAAUUAGGUUUAAUUAGAUUAUGUUUCCAUUACUAUUCUACAUGCCUUUUAGUUUAGUAUAGUAGGUUUUAUAUUCUUUAUUUUAAAUUGCUAUUUACCUUAUUAUUGCAUGUGUUAUCCAACUGAUGUAUCCUUGAUGUUAAAACAUUUGAAAGUAAGUAUAAUAUUAAUUUUAAAUAGAUUUUUAUAGUUAUAAAAAUAUACCUAAUAUUGAAUGUUGCCAUUGACGAUCAUUGUAGACAUUUGAGAUAUUAUUUAAGAGUACUUUUAUCAAACUACUCUUAGUACUUUUAUAAAAAAGAGAAUUAUAGUUGUUAAGGAAAUAAAUAAUAUCAUUAUUGGUCUUAAGUUUGUUGUCAAUACAAGAUAAUUUUUUGCACUGAUUUGUUCUCCUUUUUUUAUUGUACUCUAUUGUUGUUAAAUUUAAAUUUGUACUGCAAAUAAAUUCUUAUCUUUCUAUUAA
This is a messenger RNA of Amyelois transitella, 2357 nucleotides long. RefSeq names its product syntenin-1. The record is from RefSeq and is a predicted model, not a curated record. Gene Ontology annotation, cellular component: plasma membrane; cytoplasm. The transcript has 5 exons. Lineage: Eukaryota; Metazoa; Arthropoda; Insecta; Lepidoptera; Pyralidae. Gene Ontology annotation, molecular function: protein binding. The coding region runs from base 235 to 1119 and encodes 294 amino acids.